GCAUCUAAAACAAGAUAUUGCUAUAUACUAUGAAUUACAGUAUUUGCAUUUCGAAUAAUUUCUCGUAUACCCUAUUAUCAAUUUGAAAUGAAUGUAGUCCGUAUUUCAUACGCAUGAAUCGUUUGAUAUUGUCUACAUUUAUUCCGUACUCCUUAUUUGAUAUUUUAUUUCGUAUUAAAGUUUAUAGUUAUAAUUUCUCAUAUUUUUCUGAUAAUUUGUUAAAUUUAUAAGAGUGCAGUUCUAAAUAUAAUUUGAAAAAUAUUUAAUCUGAUGUUAGAAAAAGGGAUGUCAAAAAUUAUUGUAAGAUUGUAGACGUCAACAAAGUAUAUCUUAUCAGCUGUACGCGAGUUUUCAAGUGAAGUAACUUUCUACUAGUUGCCUAAUUUUUAGUAGCCAUCUCAAUAUUUGUAUAUUGAUUCUAUCUUUCAUAAUAAGACCAUGUUAAGAAGUCGAGCAGAUGGACUUGUGCAGCGUCGAAAUGUUAACAGGGAUAAUACAGAUGGUGUGUUUAGAGAAAAUGGUCAUUCUGCGGAGAAACCUGAUUAUGAGGAAGAUUUAGAAGAUGGUGAUUCUAAAGAAACACGACUAACAUUAAUGGAAGAAGUUUUAUUGCUCGGUCUUAAAGAUAAAGAAGGUUACACUUCAUUUUGGAAUGAUUCAAUUUCAUCAGGUUUACGGGGAUGUAUACUUAUUGAACUUGCUCUUCGACAAAGAAUUGAAUUAGAAAAAGCUGGAAUGCGACGAAAAAGUUUACAAACAAGGAAAGUGUUAAUAAAAAAUGAUACUCCAACAGGUGAUGUUCUUCUUGAUGAAGCUUUAAAACAUAUCAAAGAAACUAACCCACCUGAAACUGUACAAAGUUGGAUUGAAUACUUAAGCGGUGAAACUUGGAAUCCUUUAAAAAUUAAAUACCAGUUAAAGAAUGUGAGAGAACGAUUAGCAAAAAAUUUAGUAGAAAAAGGUGUUCUUACAACUGAAAAACAAAACUUUCUUUUAUUUGAUAUGACUACUCAUCCAUUGACAGAUAAUGAAGCUAAACUUAGACUAGUCAAGAAGGUACAAGAUGCAGUAUUAUCUCGAUGGAUUAACGAUCCACAUCGAAUGGAUAAACGGCUUUUAUCGUUGUUACUUUUAGCUCAGGCCUCGGAUGUAUUAGAAGGUGCAUUUUCUCCUCUCAAUGAUGAGGACUAUGAAUUGGCAACUAGAAGAUUAAGAGAGUUAUGCGAUAUGGAUUUAGAAGUAGAGUCAAUGAAAGGUCCUACAAAUGAUGUUAUUUGGGCUGUAUUUGCAAAUUUUAAUAAAUAAGUAAUGACCAAAAUGUUAAUCAACAUUUAUAAACAAUUAUAUUCAACGGUUAUUUUUAAUAUACCUGUAUUAAUAUUAUUAUAUACAAAAUUGUUUAGUAUGUCUUUUUGAGAUAUAGCUUUUUUAAAAUUAUUUUCACAUCUUCAUCUAAGUUAUCAUUAAAAUUUAGACUGUUGUUAAAAAAUGAAAAAUUAAUGUAACAAGGGUAGAAGUGUUUUUAUUUUUAUAUAGUCUAAACUGAUAAUGAAAUCAUAAUAAACUACUUCAAAAUUGGAGGCCUUUAUUUUGUAUUAUAUAAUAUGAAUAAAUGUAGGUCUUUUUAUUAUUUAAAUAAUAAAACAAUUUUUUUAAUUUUACACACAUUUUAUUUUUUUCUUAAAAUAUUUUCUUUUGUAGUC
Messenger RNA from Daktulosphaira vitifoliae (grape phylloxera), 1703 nucleotides. RefSeq names its product Golgi phosphoprotein 3 homolog sauron (gene sau). NCBI's taxonomy places the organism in Eukaryota, Metazoa, Arthropoda, Insecta, Hemiptera, Phylloxeridae. The transcript has 4 exons. The record is from RefSeq and is a predicted model, not a curated record. Gene Ontology annotation, cellular component: Golgi cisterna; trans-Golgi network; cytosol. Bases 439 to 1305 code for a protein of 288 amino acids. Gene Ontology annotation, molecular function: phosphatidylinositol-4-phosphate binding. Gene Ontology annotation, biological process: retrograde vesicle-mediated transport, Golgi to endoplasmic reticulum; Golgi vesicle budding; Golgi organization.